GUGUAAUGACGGGUAAGAAAGCUGGAGUUGCUACUAAACUACGCGAAAAAAUUCCGAAUCUAUUUACCUGGCAUUGUUUAUGUCAUCGCCUCGAACUCUCAGUACAUGACGUAAUAAAAGAUUGUACUGGAGUCUCUCGUUUCCAAAGUCUAAUGGACAAACUCUAUGCUUACUAUCAUCAAAGUCCUAAAAAUUCAAUGGGUUUAGAUAAAUCUUGUGUUGAAGUAGGCAUUGAAAUGAAAAAAAUAGGUCGUGUUUUGAAUGUACGCUGGUCUGCAAGCAGUUUUCGAACUAUAAAAGCCAUAUGGAAUAAUUAUCCGGGAAUAUAUUUACAUGUUAGUAAAACACAUGAUGCGACAUCAAACGGCAUAAAAAAAAAAUUAGAAUCCUCUUCUUUUUUGGAGGAACUUGGACUUUUUUACGAUGUUCUUUCUGAGCUUGCAAUGUUAUCUUGUAUAUUACAGUCCAGAAAAACAACUCUAAUGCGUGCCCAGUCGGAGAUAAAUAGAACGAUUAGAAUUUUAGAAAGUCUGAAAGCUGAACCUGGGGAAAAAGAAAAGGAAAUUAUAGAAGCUAUUCAGAAAGGAAUUAACAAAGGUGUCAAUAUUACAAUGACAAAAUCAGGAGGGAUUAACAGGUUACAAUUUUUGCAAAAUUUAGUAGACAGAAUGCGUCAACGCUUAUUUGAUGACUCAAAAGAUAAAACAAUGCUAGAAGACAUUCAGGUAAUUGAUGAAGUGUUCAAAGUAGCAACUAAUGAUGCAAAGGGAGAAGAUGAAGUUAAAAGAGUAUCACGGACAUUAGGUUUUUCUGAAUUUGAAAGUGUAGUUGACUUCCGUUCAAGAAAUGUUUUUUCUAGUUUCAUGAAAGCAUUAAAUAUACUCCCAACUUCAACAGCUGAUUGUGAACGAGGGUUUUCCGAUAUGAAUUUGACAAUAACUGAUUUAAGGACUAGAUUAAACAUUGAAAAUGUGUCAGAUUUGAUGUUCAUCUCUAUCAAUGGCCCUUCAGUUGCAGAUUUUAAUCCUAGACCUUAUAUUAAAAUUUGGUUAAGAGAUCACCGUUCUGCCGUUUCCACUCCUAGAGGUAAAGAAAGAAAAGAAAUAGACGACGAAAAUAAGAUGCAGAAAUUAUUUUUUAACAAUUUAUUUAAUUAAAUUUUUUAGUAUUUGUAUAUUUUCAUAUUUUAUUGACUUAUAAAGGUAAUU
This is a messenger RNA of Metopolophium dirhodum (rose-grain aphid), 1208 nucleotides long. Its product is annotated as E3 SUMO-protein ligase KIAA1586-like. NCBI's taxonomy places the organism in Eukaryota, Metazoa, Arthropoda, Insecta, Hemiptera, Aphididae. The transcript has 2 exons. The coding region runs from base 6 to 1157 and encodes 383 amino acids. The record is from RefSeq and is a predicted model, not a curated record.